AUGAGGACGUUGAGGACGCGGACGGCAACGAACUCGAGGAGGCCCCAUCGGGCGAAGACAGAGGACCCGACGGUAGUGACGUUUGACGAGCACGCGGGUCUCACCAAGGAUCAGAUCCAGAAGGCGUCCGCGCUGACCGUCAUCGCGCAGAACGGGCUGCGGGUUCCUUUUGGGGAGCUCAUUAAAGAGAGGAAGACGAUCGUCAUCUUCAUCCGGCACUUCUGGUGUGCGUCGUGCCAGGACUAUAUGUACUCGAUCUCACGGAACGUGAACUCUGAGGCAUUGAAACGCGCUGGCGUUGAUUUGGUCAUCAUCGGCAACGGUUCUCCCGGGAUGAUCAAGUCGUACAGAAACAUCUUCCGCACGCCUUUCCCGCUGUACACUGAUCCGACACUGCGUCUGUACGCGGCGUUAGGCAUGACCCUCCGGACGAACAAUCCGGGACCCGACGCAGAGAAGGGCGAGUACGUCCGACACGGCCUCAUAGGUGGCAUCGCUAUGGUUGUGCGCAAUGCGCUCAGGGUCGGCAUGCCCGUAUGGGAGAGGGGUGGCGACUCCACGCAGCUCGGUGGAGAGUUCGUACUGGGUCCAGGUUUUAACUGCACGUAUGCCCACCGAAUGACCACCACGCGUUCUCACGCUCCGAUCCGCGAGGUCCUCAGAGCUGCUGGCUAUAAUCGCGCGGCCACGACACCGGGUGCAGGCCCCGACGGUCUCAGCCUGACCCAAGAUGAAGAGGAGGCGUGGAUGCGUGAUCGCCGCCGCAGCCUCGCACGUAUGCGUGCCAGGCGGGAGAAGCGCCGUGAGCUUGGAACCCCCGCGGAACCUGACGUCUACGGGCCUGAGCUCGGCUACGGCAGUGAUACGGGCAGUGAGAGCGUCAGCGUGAACGGGAGCUGGGCGUCGACCGCGGAGAAGCACCAGCUACAAGUGCAAGUCGCGCAGCAGCGCGAGCGCGAGCGGGAACGUGAGCAGCAGCGAGCUAGGAUGAAGCAGAAGCGCCAACGGAGAAGCUUGCAAGUGGCCAACCCGGACGACCACCUAGAUCAUCGUGAUCAUCGUACCCACCAUACCGGGAGCAGAACCCAUGUCCCUCGCAGCGAAGGGGGCCGCGACGAGUGGUCCGGGGGCAAGAUGAUGCCGGUGGACUACCUCAAUCGUCAUGGGAGAAGAGAAGAUGGAUAUGACACUGAGGAUGCGGUAACUUAUACCCGUUGA
This is a messenger RNA of Dichomitus squalens LYAD-421 SS1, 1218 nucleotides long. RefSeq lists its product as uncharacterized. The coding region runs from base 1 to 1218 and encodes 405 amino acids. The transcript is spliced from 4 exons. Lineage: Eukaryota; Fungi; Basidiomycota; Agaricomycetes; Polyporales; Polyporaceae. The record is from RefSeq and is a predicted model, not a curated record.